Arabidopsis arenosa is the source of this 1321-nucleotide messenger RNA. NCBI's taxonomy places the organism in Eukaryota, Viridiplantae, Streptophyta, Magnoliopsida, Brassicales, Brassicaceae. The record is from the annotation of a GenBank genome assembly.
GAUUGUUUUGCAUUUUUGCUCUCUUCGUUUUUUGGGGUCGAAAAAAAUUAGGGUUUCUUUUUUUUUUUUGGUUCUGUUAAUGGCGACGACGACGCAAGGGCAGCAAACGGCGAUUGACACGGCGGUUCUCGAUGAUAUAAUCAGGCGACUCACGGAGGUCCGGUUAGCUAGACCAGGAAAGCAAGUCCAGCUCUCGGAAGCUGAGAUCAAACAGCUCUGUACUACUGCUAGAGAUAUUUUCCUUCAGCAACCCAAUUUGCUUGAGCUUGAGGCUCCCAUCAAAAUCUGUGGUGACAUACAUGGGCAAUAUAGUGAUCUGCUGAGGCUAUUCGAGUACGGUGGCUUCCCUCCUAGUGCCAAUUAUCUUUUUCUGGGGGACUAUGUGGACCGAGGCAAACAGAGUCUUGAAACAAUAUGUCUCUUACUAGCUUACAAGAUCAAAUACCCUGGGAACUUUUUUCUACUAAGGGGAAACCACGAAUGUGCUUCUAUCAAUCGGAUUUAUGGGUUUUAUGAUGAAUGUAAAAGGAGGUUCAAUGUGAGGGUAUGGAAGGUUUUCACUGACUGUUUUAAUUGCCUUCCUGUUGCGGCGCUUAUAGAUGACAAAAUAUUGUGUAUGCACGGUGGACUUUCGCCGGAUCUUGACCAUUUGGAUGAGAUUAGAAACUUGCCUCGUCCUACUAUGAUUCCGGAUACCGGGCUUCUCUGUGAUUUGCUCUGGUCUGAUCCUGGGAAAGAUGUUAAAGGAUGGGGAAUGAAUGAUAGAGGUGUUUCAUACACCUUUGGUCCUGAUAAAGUUUCCGAGUUUCUUACAAAGCAUGAUUUAGACCUUGUGUGUCGUGCCCAUCAGGUCGUGGAGGAUGGUUAUGAGUUCUUUGCUGAUAGACAACUUGUGACGGUGUUUUCAGCUCCUAACUACUGUGGUGAAUUUGAUAAUGCUGGUGCGAUGAUGAGCGUGGACGAGAACCUUAUGUGCUCGUUUCAGAUUUUGAAGCCCGCAGAGAAGAAGACCAAAUUCAUGAUGUCCACAAAGAUUUGAUCCUUUCAUUGAGAUGGAUUUGGUGUUACUCGAGAAAUUGAUUGAAACCAUUGAAGACUUGGCUGUGAAGUGUGUACUGAUGGUAGUGAGAACUCUUGGAAAGGAGCAAGACCUUAGUCUUCUAAUCUCUUUCUUCCCCAAAUUCACUUUCUGCAUAAUUUUCUAUCUUCUUUUAUGGGUUUACAUGAUUUUCAUCUGCCUGUUGAGAUCACAUAGUUGGUGUGUACAUGCAUAUGGUCGUUUCUUGGAUUUUAGGACACCAAAUGAAAUGGUGUUAUAAAA